This is a messenger RNA of Guillardia theta CCMP2712, 357 nucleotides long. RefSeq lists its product as hypothetical. The record is from RefSeq and is a predicted model, not a curated record. NCBI's taxonomy places the organism in Eukaryota, Cryptophyceae, Pyrenomonadales, Geminigeraceae. Gene Ontology annotation, molecular function: protein binding. The annotation marks the transcript as partial. The transcript has a single exon.
UUGUUUUGCGCCGCUCAGUUCGGGCAUGUCGGGUUGAUGAGACUAGUGGUUGAGUUCGGGGCUGAGAUCCACGCGAGGAAUGCCGACGAGGCGACUCCUCUCAUCCUCGCCUCCUUCCACGGCAACUUGGACUGCAUCGCCGAGCUGCUUCGAGCUCGAGCUGACGUGAACGCCUGUGACGCGGACAAGUACACGUCGCUGAUGUGGGCUGCCUUCAAGGGGAGGCGAGAAGCUGCAGUCUACCUCAUCGAGCACGGGGCGGACAUGAGCGUCAAGUCCAAGGAAGGGAACUCGGCCCUCACCUACGCGGCAUACAGCGGAUGCGAGGAGCUCGUUGACUUCAUGCUUGAUCGAGGG